This is a messenger RNA of Drosophila mauritiana, 1834 nucleotides long. Its product is annotated as retinal-specific phospholipid-transporting ATPase ABCA4-like. Gene Ontology annotation, cellular component: intracellular membrane-bounded organelle; membrane. NCBI's taxonomy places the organism in Eukaryota, Metazoa, Arthropoda, Insecta, Diptera, Drosophilidae. Gene Ontology annotation, molecular function: ABC-type transporter activity; ATP hydrolysis activity; ATP binding. The record is from RefSeq and is a predicted model, not a curated record. Gene Ontology annotation, biological process: lipid transport; transmembrane transport. The coding region runs from base 91 to 1551 and encodes 486 amino acids. The transcript has 3 exons.
UGGACACUCAGGAUCUCGAAUCCUGGUCACGGCAAUGUUGAAAUAAACAUUGUCACUUUUUGCGCCAAUCUUAUUGUCCCGUUGGUCACCAUGGGCAUCAUCCUGAUCCUGGGUGUGGUGGGCGAUGGGCCAGCGUGGGAUGAUUGGCGCCACGCCCUCAACCAGGCCUUUUUGAUCUUUCCAAUUCAUGCUUUGGGAGACGGCUUCCUGGAGUUGUGCAAGAACUAUAUGGUGGCCUUGGUAUUCCGCCGCUACGACAUCGAAUCGUAUAAGCAUCCCUUGGCCAGUGACCUGCUUGUGCGCCACUUUACCGCCCUGUUUUUGGUGGGCGUGGCCGCCCUGAUCAUCAACGUCCUUAUCGAGUGUCAUUUUCUGCGGCGUCUGUGGCAGCGAGUGGAGCGGUUGCUGGACUGCACCUACCGCCGCGAGCUAGAUAAACUGGGUCAGCUGAAGCUGGUAAACAUCCAGAGCAUCUUCAAGAGCUGCGUGGCCACCGGUGAAGCGGUGCGGGCGGAGAAUCUCUGGCUGGCAUACCGCCGCGGGUACUAUGCGGUGCGUAAUGUUUACUUCAGUGUCCAGCGGGGCGAAUGCUUCGGGUUGUUGGGCAAGAAUGGAGCCGGGAAGUCCACAAUCUUCAAGCUGCUCACUGGGCAAUUGCAGCCCGACGUGGGACAAAUUUACUUCGAGCAACCCGGCAUUUCAUACUGCCCGCAGAGCAACCCGCUGGACCCGCUGCUGACGACGACCGAGUGCAUCCGCUUCUACGGACGCCUGCGCGGCAUUCGCGAUCUGGAUCCAUUUUUGGACCGUGUGCUGGACACGUACGAGCUGCGUCCCUACAAGGAUGUCCAGGUGCGGAACCUGAGUGGCGGCAAUAGGCGCAAGCUAACUGUGGCUGUGACCUGUUGCGGAUGCACGCCCACCGUCCUGAUGGAUGAACCAACGAGCGACAUGGAUCCCGUGACCAGGGACAUGGUGUAUGCCACCAUCGAGCAGCUGCUGCUGGCCCGCAGAGCGGUGGUGCUGACCUCUCAUUCCGUUUCGGAGAUCGAGCAUCUGUGCCAAAGGGUGGCGGUGCUUAGGGCGGGCCAGGUCAUCGCCAGCGAUAGUCCGCAGCGAUUGAAAUCAGAACAUGGUGGUUACUACUCCGUGACCUGCUUCUGCGGCCCCGCCCAACAGGCUAUUCUUUCAAGAAGCUUGAGUCAACGAUUGCCGGGAGCCCGGGACUUGCAGCACUAUGCCCACAGCUUGCGGUUCCUCGUCAGGAUCCGUUCGCCUGGCAGCCUGGGCGAUGCCCCCCUUCUCUCUGAACUCUUCGCCAUCCUUCGCGAUGUCUGCGUGAAUGUGGCUCGCUUUUCGCUGAGUCGCUGCCGUUUCGAGACCGUUUUCGAACGAAUCCUUGACAGCAGCGAGUCGAAUGGCAGCAAUGGCGUGCACAAGGAUCAGCAGCAGCAGGAUGCCAGGAAGGAUCUGCCAAGCAAAUCCCCUGCUGUCGGUGGCACUCUCGAAACCGGCUAUAUUCAUUGUGGCUAUGAGGAGACAAGAACUUAAAGGACUCAGUCAUGCUCCGAUUUUGAAACCAAAAACGACUAAAUUCAAAUUCCAUUUUUUAAUCGAAUAAUCGUUAUUAUUACGGACUUUUUAGUGUGUUCAAAAUUACAGUUGCAUCAAAACUAAAUUAGAGUAAUUAAAAAAUUAAAAUGACCAUUAAGAAAGCUUAGCAAACCAAAUUAUUUUGUUCUGCUAUUAUAUUCAACUAGACAAAUCAUAUUUUUUGUUUUGUAAACUGAUUUCGGUGUACUACUUGUUAUUAUUUUAUCAAAUAUUGGACGUC